Annulohypoxylon maeteangense is the source of this 2428-nucleotide messenger RNA. RefSeq lists its product as uncharacterized. Lineage: Eukaryota; Fungi; Ascomycota; Sordariomycetes; Xylariales; Hypoxylaceae. Gene Ontology annotation, biological process: protein neddylation. Gene Ontology annotation, cellular component: cytoplasm. The transcript has 5 exons. Gene Ontology annotation, molecular function: NEDD8 activating enzyme activity. The record is from RefSeq and is a predicted model, not a curated record. Bases 208 to 1824 code for a protein of 538 amino acids.
GUGUCACGGAUUCAUCGUGGUUUGUAUUUAUCAAACUAUCACCAAGAAGUCAUCUAUCAUAUUAUAUGGGAGCAACUCAUUUGCCUUCGCCAAAAAGUAAAAGAAUAAAAUUUGCGACCACAGAAAUCCCUCGAUUUCCGAUCUAUUGGUAAUAGCAAUUGGUUGGGUGGUUCUGACAUCGGUGGAUCCUCUUGGAUUUCAGCCAAGAUGACUGAGAUCGUGAUGAGCCAAACGCCUCCUAUCCUGCACGGGCCGACGGAGAAAGAGAAGAAGUAUGACAGACAACUUAGACUCUGGGCUGCCAGCGGCCAAGCAGCUCUCGAGUCAGCAAACAUCCUUCUUGUGAACUCUGGUGCCGGUACCGUCGGAGUGGAGACAUUGAAGAACCUCGUGCUGCCAGGGAUAGGAAAUUUCACAAUAGCGGAUGAUGCUAUCGUGAACGAAGCCGACUUAGGUGUCAACUUCUUUCUUGACGAGAGUUGCCUAGGAAAGCUAAGGUCGGAAUGUUGUACCAAGCUUCUCCAAGAACUCAAUCCAGAGGUUCGAGGCGAAUGGUUUCCAAAGGAACAGGGUAUUCUGGAUCUAGGUAGCGCUCUAGAAGCAUCGCCUAUUUUCACCAUGAUUAUGUACACUCAUCCUAUCAAGGAGGAAAUUCUUUCAGUUCUCGAAUCCUAUGCAAGUCAGCACAAGACUCCCCUAUUGGGGAUCCAUUCCGCCGGAUUUUAUUCGUACUUUCGCAUCAACCUCCCAGGGACGUUUCCCAUAGUCGACACCCACCCGGAAGUGGAGAAGACAACAGACCUUCGCCUCCUAAACCCCUGGCCUGAGCUUGUCGACUUUUCGCGAGAUAUGACGAAGAAUAUUGAUGCUUUAGAUGACCAUGAACAUGGGCAUUUACCAUAUGUCGUCAUACUACUCCAUUACCUCGAGGAAUGGAGACGGUCGCACAACGGCCAAAAUCCCAUUAGCUACAGUGACAAGACGGCAUUUAGUAAAUUCGUAUCAAGCAAGGCAAGGACCACAAACCCGGAGGGUGGGGAAGAGAAUUUCCAAGAAGCUGCAAUUGCCAUCAACAAGAAUAUCAAGGCUCCCGAAUUAGAACCCGGAGUACAGGAACUUUUCGAUCAUAAAGUCUCGGAUGAGAUUGAGCUCCAGUCCACCUUCUGGGUUGUUGCGAAGGCCAUCGAGACAUUCUACCGCAAGCAUAAUUGCCUCCCUUUGCCUGGGGCCUUACCCGAUAUGAAGGCCCAGUCAAGUGUCUACGUCAAAUUGCAGAGUAUAUACAAGGAAAAAGCUCGGAAAGACGCGCAUGAAGUUUUAGAGACGGCCAGGGCCAUAUCAGGUGGCAAGGACGUUGAUCCUGCCGAGGUAGACCUCUUCUGCAAGAAUGCUCGAUUUGUGAAGCUCAUCAAUGCAACACCAACGAGGGCAGAUCUCGAUGAGGUUUACGAAACUGAAGUAGCUAACGAUGAGGCGGCCGAGGCUAUGAAGGUCGAGACCGACGGUGCAUUUACGCUACCAAUGUCGAACCUCUUCAUCUAUCUCGCCCUCGUGGCGACUAGUCAUCGUAUUACUUACAGCGCCGACGAAAUAAUGAGCUCCAUCACCAGCACCGUACCAAAAGCAGCCGAGAAUGAGCGAGCCCUCCAGGCUGCUCAGGAGGUAGCUCGAGCUGGCGGCGGCGAACUUCACAACAUCUCUGCACUCACUGGCGGCAUGGUGGCUCAAGAAAUCAUCAAAAUCAUCACGAAGCAGUACAUCCCAAUCGAAAAUACCUGCAUAUUUGACGGCAUCAGUAGCCGGUGCCAGGUACUUCGGCUAUAGUAGGUGGAUCCCGGAAAGGGUAACAGCCAGCACUAGAGGAUAUUCCCAUAGGCAUAUCAUCCGCAGAUCCGGGUUAUUCAUGGGGAAGUUGGAGAACUAGUGGAGAAAUUUGAAAAGCCUGGAAGCUUGGCGCACCUGACGAUACUACACAUUCACACCAUUCACACCAUCCCUCCAUCUAGCUGGAGAGGGCGGGGGAUACACGUCGGACCGCAGACCCUCUGCACCAACCUCGAUGAUGGUAUUCGAAAGCUGCGUCUGGUAACCUCCUGAGCCGACGAUGAAGCAUCUCUAGUUUUGCUGACUACUGCUACUCGAGAAAUCUACCCAGUCGGGUGAAAUGAGAAUGAGUUACUCUAAAUCUGGAGUGCAUGCGUACGUGCGGUGUUACCGUUCGCAAGUAGCUGAAGUGACAAGGUGGCUGCCACAUGCUUGAUAUUGUGCAUGGAGUUCUUGGGCUGUGUUAGCCCACUUUCCAAUACGACUCUCCAGACAAAAAUUCCACUGGGUGAGAUCUAAGUGGAUGUAACUUUCAGGUACGGGAAAACACUGAAACGCCUAUUUUCUUCUCUACCGGACUCUCGCCUAUAAUGAUUUUGUUGCC